Labrus mixtus (cuckoo wrasse) is the source of this 4049-nucleotide messenger RNA. RefSeq names its product para-nitrobenzyl esterase. NCBI's taxonomy places the organism in Eukaryota, Metazoa, Chordata, Actinopteri, Labriformes, Labridae. The transcript is spliced from 10 exons. The record is from RefSeq and is a predicted model, not a curated record. Bases 104 to 1894 code for a protein of 596 amino acids.
UAGCGCAUGCGCACUCCGCCCACUGUAAACUAAAUGCGUCAACUUUGGAUUCUUGUAGUUUUUCCCUUCAGUGUUUUUGUGUGUUUACAGGACAUGAGCGAAGAUGAAUGAGGAUGUGUUCGAGGUCCCCGAGAGGACCGAGUACCGCUACCUGGUGCAGGAGGAGGGCGAGGAGGAGGAGGUGCAGUACGUGCGUCACAGACACUACAUCAACCCUCUGCUGGUGCUCUCCAGACGCUGCAUCGUCCUCAUCUGUGUCGGCGUGCUCGCUCUGCUCUCGCUCGCCGCCUACCUGGGCUACGUGGCCCAGACGCUGCCGCCCGGCCUCGCACAGGUGACCACGGACUGCGGAGAGUUCAGAGGAAGACAUAAAAAUGGAGCGUUCUCCUUUAAGGGAAUGCCCUACGCCUCCCCGCCUGUCGGUGACCUGCGUUGGGCCCCGCCGGCUGAUCCGGUGUGCAGGAGCGGGGUGACGGACGCGGGCCGAUUCCGCAGUGUGUGCGCUCAGGUGAUUCCGAUGUCGAGCGCGGGGAAGUCGACGGGCCAGGAGGACUGCCUCUUCAUCAAUGUGUGGACGCCUUCGCUGCAGCCGGACGCCAAGCUGCCUGUCGUGGUGUGGAUCCACGGAGGAUCGCUGAUGGCGCUCAGUGGAGGAGAGCCGUUGUACUCGCCCACUGAGAAGCUCGCUGCGGACACGGGGAUGGUUUACGUCAGCUUUAACUACAGACUCAACGCCUUCGGGUUCCUCGCUUUGGAGAUCCUGAGAGAAGGUUCCCCGAAAAACACCUCAGGGAACUACGGCUUCAUGGACCAGAUCGCCGCCCUGAAGUGGGUCCAGAGGAACGUCCAUGUGUUCGGAGGAGAUCCGGGGAGGGUCACCAUAGUUGGACAGAGCUCAGGCGGGACUUCAGUGAAGGUCCUGAUGUUGUCACCGCUGGCAAAGGGUCUUUUCCACGCUGCGGUGGACAUGAGCGGUUCUUACGUCACCAACGUGACGCUGGAACAAGCCGAGUCUGACAACCUGGUGUUUCUGAGGAAGACGGGCUGCAGAGACCGGACCUGCCUCAGACGUCUGUCCGUCAGAAAGAUCCUGCAGGCCAUCCCGUGGGAUGAGUACCCGUUCUGGGCCGGAGACGGGACGGCGGACCUCCCCAUCAGAGGAAGCUCUUUCGGCCCCAUCGCUGUGGUGGACGGAUACGUACUGGAGGCUCCGUCUUUCGAGGUUUGGGAGAAUAAAGGAGUUUACAGCGACGUUCCCUUUCUAAUCGGGACGACGGAGCAGGAGACAGACUUCAGCCCUCCGGCUCUAAACAUGUCCACGUGGACCUGGGGGGACUACCAGUGGUUUGUGACAGAGAAACUUAAAACCUUCUCUGAGGGUCUCGCCAAAGACGCGUUGGAGCUGUACCCGAGCUCCGACAUUUGCCCCACCACAGACCGCUGUCCGGAGAGGGCCUACACCACCAUGGCGUCCGACAUCAGGACCACCUGUCCCAACAACCACCUGGCCUGGAGGGCUGCAGCGGCCCUCGACAGCCCCGUGUAUCGAUACGUGGUGACCUACACGCCGUCAGGACCCGUCAACACGUCCGGCGACCUGCUGAAGUUCCCCAGCCGCUUCUCCUUCCACUGUCUGGACAUCGUGGCGUUCUUCGGAGGGCUGGAGGUCGCCUUGGGGAAACCGCUCUCUGACGGAGACAAAAGAUUCCAGGACCUGAUCACACGCCACCUCGUCAACUUCGCCAAAACAGGUAAGAUGGCGGACGAGUGGCCGGAGUACCCGGGCGCCACUGCCCUCCUGACGGACAGCCUGUCGGUGGUGCAGAACUACUCUGAUGCUCGGUGUCGGCUGUGGAAGGAGAACGGUCUGUACGCCUACGCCUGGAUAAACUGACCACAGCCUUCAUGUGAACACUUUGAUCCACGUUAGGGUUUUCAUGAUACCACUUUGAUAUGAUACUCAUAAAAAUCAAACUAUAUCAACACCUGCUUUUGUUACCACGGCAACCAAAACAGAAGUCCUAGAGGCACAAAAUAAAGGAGCCCAGCCCAAGUCAUUACAGACUCAGCUACUGUUUUUAAAACGUUUAAAACCAUCAAUCAUUUAAAUACUUAUUUUAUAUUCAUCACGCUUUAAAUCACCGCUUUGUCACUCCCAGCUCGAGCCGAGGGGACGGACUGUGGCUUCCAAAACACGUCAGAGGGGAGCGUAGGAUUUCAUCAUAGCUUUAUUUUUAUGUUGCAGGACUUCAUGGACUUGAAUGUUUUUUAACAGAAUUAUUAAGUCUUCAAAUGUUGCCAAAAAGAUGAAAGUGAACCUCACUGCUGACACUUUGCAGAAACAUAAACCAUCAGUGUGUGUGUGUGUUUGGUUUCCCUACAGAGGUGUGAAGUCUUCUGUGAGUUAAGGUGUACUGUCCCUUUAAGGAGCUGGAGGUUUCUGGCUUCACAGCGCAGCAGUGACUGAGCCUCAAACUGGGAAUUAGUUCAGACUGCAGGAUGUUGAAGGGCGACAUGUAGAGCAAAGUGUUCGACUGAGCAAUCAAGAGUAGAAGAAACUGUAUUUUUAUAGGAGGUCGGCGUGAAGAGUGACGAAUGGUGAAUGGUAACUGAAGUGUGAUUGAGCGACAAAUACGCUGUAAUUGAAGUGUAACCUUGUGGGGGCAAAUCAAAGUCCAUUUACUGUAAGUGCUUCUUCUCAGAUUGAUGAAUGAACAAAAGAUCCCUGCAGAGAGAGAGAGCGCGUAGUGAAAGCAAGAUGUUUCAUGAACCAGAAAUGUUCAACACUCUCUGCUCUGCUGCAGACUUCGUUUAAAAACUCUCAUGCAGUGUCACCGUGCUGGAUGCUCAGGCUAAACGUGGGCGGAGUUUCAGAUCAGGAAGUAAACUUAUGUUGGAGUAAUCCCAGGGUGAGUCUGCAGAGGGCGCUAGACGACUUGUUCUGCACAUCAGGCAGUGUAAGAAUUUCACCAGACGGCUUCUCUUCUCCCAGCACUGGACAGCAGCCGUCUCCUGGCAGCCCUGCAGCGUUCGGCCAUGUCUUGUAGAAUCCAUUCUAUAAGAACAGGUUUGCUUUUCCACGGGCAAGGGCGGCAAAAGAGCAAUGUCAUGACGUCACCACAGAGGUCACUGAAUACGUCUCUGAUUUCCCAGCAGCACUUGAAGUUGGACCUGCGUUCAUUAUGUCGACAAAAUUCGGCUUUGAUUUCAUUUUACAGCUUUGAGCACCUGAUGAUUUUAAAAAGGGUUUAUUUAAGCGUUCGUUUGGGGAAGAUGAUGGACCUUUAAAAACAAAACGUAUCAGCUGAUUUAUAAACGUCAGUGUAAGCUCUUUAGCAAUAUAAGGGGAAAAGUCUUUUUGGGCCGAUAGCAUCAUGUGACGCUGCAAUACCGGGUUCGGCCACUAUGUAAAACAAGCUUCUACGGUCGGCGCACUUCCUGGGGGGCUUGGGGGAUCUCCAGAGAGCCAAUCAGAGGAAAGUGUGCAGGUGGGGAGGGGGCGGGGCUUAAAGAGACAGCGUUUGAAACUAACUGUUUCAGGCAGAGGAUGAAAUGAGGGAUUUUACAAAGUAUCAGAUAAACGAGCAGGUUUUCACUCCUUCCUGAUUCACAAACGUUCGGUGCCAAAAAGACGUCGACGGACAUUUUAAAUUCAGGGAAAUGAUGAAGUGACGUUUAAAAAAAAAAAAGAGUCAUCACAGCGGGAUGAUGACGUUUGUGUUUGUGACGUAAACCUGUGAAGUCUGCUCUUUGCACUCACGCUCGACACUUUUGCACUUUCCUGUGAACACUUUUGAUUUCUCGUAGAUUUCAUCGUAUGAUGUGUUUUUUUUUUUUUACAUUUUUAUUCUCGAUGUGUUGAAGCUUUUUGUUGAAACGAUUUUGCCAAACUUUGUCACGCUCAGUUUUGCCGUGUUCAUGUUGUUGACUGUAACCUCACUGUAAGCUUGAUUUUUAUUUCUCUAUCGUUAGCUAACAGCGAUUCUUUUCUGACGCAUCCUGCUCGAUUUGAUUACUUUUUAUAAGCCCAAUAAAUCAAAACCACUUGA